UGACACCUGUCACAAUAACUAAAAGUUACUGUAUUUUCUUAGCUUUUCCACAAAAAUGGAUAAGAAUAGGGAAAAGAAAACCAAACAAGAACCAAGUAUCUAUUUCACACCUUUCAACUGGUUAAAAGACGCGAAAAUUUACAACCACAAGUACGAGAGAGUCCCAAGCGCUUGGAUGACAGACAACGUUGAUUGUAUCAUCCUAUAUUUCUCCAUGCGAAACGUCGACAGACCUGAUGACAUUAUGUACCAAUUCUACGAGUGGUAUGAAAACGCCAGGUACAUAAACCUUCCCAUUGAAGUCAUCAAUGUACCCAUGGAUGAGACCAAGGAAAACAUGUGUCAUGGAUACGACGAACAAGCCAACUGGUUCACUCUCAUGUACAAUGACCCACUUAUCCUCACUCUUCAGUACAUCUACGCAAUAUGCUCCGUACCUCACCUCGUAAUCAUCAGAACUGACUGCUCUGUCGUCUCCCAACACGGGAUUUUAGACCUUGAUAAGUACGGAAUAAAUGCUUUUAUUACUUGGAUGUCAACCUCAGCUGCUGCGUGCACUCCCAAGAGACUUAGCAAGGAAUUAAAAAUGUAUGGACCUAAGUGGAAGUACUUGACCGCUGGCGUCGGAAAGACUGAUAAACCUGAUUACACAAGAAAGUUCAGUAUAAUGCAAAAGCCGGAUGAGACGACGUCAAUUGGAAUGUCAAUAAGAACUUCGGAUCUUAGUGACAAGUUGCCUCUGAAUCAAUCUUAGUUCUUUUGUUUUCUGUGCUCCUAGUACUCUCAGAAAGUCUUUGGAGUCUUAGCUCCGAAUGAUGCGUUCAUCUCUUCAUGAAUUAUUCUUUUUUUCUUAAUUUAUAUACCAUCGUAUAUAUUUAAUUCGUU
Molecule: messenger RNA, 885 nt
Organism: Helicoverpa armigera (cotton bollworm)
Lineage: Eukaryota; Metazoa; Arthropoda; Insecta; Lepidoptera; Noctuidae
Exons: 1
Coding region: 56-754 (232 amino acids)
Source: RefSeq, a predicted model, not a curated record